This is a messenger RNA of Polyodon spathula (Mississippi paddlefish), 2470 nucleotides long. RefSeq lists its product as uncharacterized. NCBI's taxonomy places the organism in Eukaryota, Metazoa, Chordata, Actinopteri, Acipenseriformes, Polyodontidae. The coding region runs from base 196 to 450 and encodes 84 amino acids. The record is from RefSeq and is a predicted model, not a curated record. The transcript has 2 exons.
CUCAAGUGCGCACAGCUUUAUAAUGCAUUAGCCUCUUUCCUUCCAAGAGAAGUAAAGCGUUUGAAUAUGAGCUUUUUAUGAAGAUGUGUAUGUAACGGGCAAGAAGUCAAAUGAACUGGCUGGGAAGAGCGUUUGCCGUUUCCUGUUGCUAAUAAUUUUAGUGUGUUAGAUAUUGUACUAACCCAGAAGAACGACAUGGAUCUUUCAUUUAUGGCUGCGCAGAUUCCUGUAAUGGGAGGGGCGUUUAUGGAUUCUCCCAAUGAUGAUUACAGUGUGGAUCACUCUUUGUUUAAUUCCUCAGCCAGCGUCCAUGCAGCAGCUCUCACAGCCCAGAACCAACAGGAAGAUUCGCAGCCCGUCUCCAGUGAUGCUAUCUGGUUAUGGAUUGCAAUCAUCGCUACCAUUGGAAAUAUCGUUGUUGUUGGGGUAGUGUACGCCUUUACAUUUUAAAUACAAGAACACAGAGUAUCCACCUGUGGAUAAGAUGGAAUAGCAACUGAGAAGGACGUUACCAAUUACACCGAAACACUAUUAAAAGAGCAAUGAUGCUGGCAGGCCAUAUUGGCGUGUAUUGCAUGUAUUACACAUUGUAUCACUUUACAGAUGUUCCUUAUACUGCAAUGCAAUAGUUACAACUACAAGUCUGAGGAAAAGAGGUGAAUUUGGGAUUUUAUUUAUAUAUAUAUAUAUAUAUAUAUAUAUAUAUAUAUAUAUAUAUAUAUUUGAAUUUAGGGAGAUAAAAAACACAGAAAGCUCCAUGUUAAUCAAAUAACCCGACACAGAAUAAGGAAAAAAUUAAUGAUUUUCCGAGUUUUCACUGCAGCAAGAAUUAAUUAACAGGUUUAAUCUGUAAGAUGUUGUAAAGAAGUUGAUGGAAAUUAAAUAUUUGUGUUCCCCCAAAAAUGAGUAAAAUGAAUAAUGUGAACUACUUGAAUAGAUCAAUGCAGUUUGUGACAUUCUGGCUUUUUUUCUUUUUUUUGGCACUGUCAAUAAUAAAUUGCAGUUGUUCAAGAUGGAAAUGGCAGCAGUCAAAACAUGCAAUACUGCAAUAGUGGCAGCUGCUGUAUAUAUUUCAUAAAAAUAUAAGAUCAUUGUUCCAUUAAUAAAAAUAAGAUGCACUUGCAGUAUUAUUGACACCAAUCUUUGCAAGUCACAAUUUAAUUUGAUUACCUGUUUGCAAUAAUGUUUUAAUUAAGUGUAGCGUAGGGUGUCUACUAAGAAAUAAAUAAUAAUAAUAAUAAUAAACAGAGAAGGAGUAUCUUUCAGCUUUGUGUUUGCCGAGUGUAACCUGCCCAUACUCUCAUGUGUAAAAUCAGUGUUGAACAGACCCCUGGGUGUUUUAAUCACUCUGUAAAACACAGAUUGAUUUGUCCUUACUUUAAAACUAGACCAAGCACUUGAUACAGUGUACUGCAAUGCUGGCCACUGCAUUGUCCUCCAACCAGCAUUGACAGCAUUUGUAAAAAGAAAGUAUUUCAAUUGGUUUGCUUAAAUGAUUAAAUUAUCAUUAAAUUAACAAAAAAAAUAUGCCAAACAAAUGCUUCUAACCCCUUAAGGUACACGUGGAACUGAGUGGUUUUUCAAACACUUAAAAUACAUUUGAGAGUGACUCAGCUAUCACAAGGAACUGACAAUUUAGAUAACCAGAUCCAACCAGUCAGUCAAUUUUAUUGUUGUUGUAGGGUUAGUGUAUUCCUUUACAUUUUAAAUUUAAGAAGACAUAUGUUCCUUGUACCAUAUAGGGUUAAACUACACCGAUCUCAACAAAAAGAAAAAAAACACCUUUUCUGAGAAUUAGUAGUGCACUGUGCUGUUGCAUUACCUCCAGUUGCAGGAUCCUGAUCCAGAACAAUAAUGUAUUGACUUCAAGAAUGCCUGGUGUACGUCUACUGCUCUGUUUGGAAAAGCAUUUUCAUGCUGUUUUUGCAAAGCUCAGAUGUACGUACUGUAUUGCAUUGAUUCAUAAAGCCACAUAGCCGGUGGGUGUUUAGCGCUGCUAACUUUAAAUCACAAUUCACAGAGGUUGAUAUGCACUUGUCUACUAUGUCAGCAAUGUCAGUAAACAGUGGAUGAGGAAGUGAUCUGUGUUGGUGAUAUACAGGGCUGUAAAGAAACCACACAAAGUACUGUGGCUGUAACUUUAAAGAAAAUGUUUCUAUUUGACAAGAGAGGUUAAUGGGAUUGUGGCCACUUUGAGUUGCUUUAUUAUGAUAACCCUGCAUAAAUAAAUAUAACCUACCUUCCAGUCAGGAAGGUCUUCCACUGGCUAUGAUUAGUAUACCGUAUUCCUUCGAAUUUAAGAUUCAGCCCAAAUUUUCCCAACCCAACUUGAGGAAAAUAAGUUCAAAUAAAGACGCAUUUACAAAGAUGCAUUUACUUGUAUAAGAAAACAGCUUAUGGAGGCAGUUUGCAGCCGUCGGCUGUCACACAGAGCAUUACAGUUAUGCGCUGCUUCUCAUUUUCAGUUGUG